AUGGCGAAAUUAAGCGACUUGCCUGCCGAACUAGUCUAUAAAAUCAUAGAUUACAUUCUCCCUCGCCAUGUUUCGGGUCCUGAGGAAUCGGAGGACCGACCUAUCGAUCGCGAUGAUCAUCAUCUGCUCGACCACAACGGAAUCGGGCCAAUCGGACCAAGACCAAGACCUCAUCUAGAGCGACUUAGUCGUGAUCCUACUCCACAAGCUCUUCGUCGUGACUUUCGAGCUGUUGCAGCUUCACGACCACACGCUUCUUGGCCAGGGGGUGUUCCAUCCAAUCCUCUUUUGCCACUCUCGCUAGUCAACCGUACCUUCCGAACAUGUGCUCAGCAGAUACUCUUCAGAAACGUACCCGUAUUAACCAGAUCGAGGGCGAUAUCAUUCCUCCAGACAAUAACCGGCCAAUCAAUCCCAGGUCUAUCGACUCUCGAGGGUCGCUGGCACAAUCGGAAAGGCGCGAAGAACGCUCAAGAUUAUAACCUCAGGAUGCUUCAAUUUUUUCAGAUUGAUUAUUCUUUUCAGACUAGACUAGCUUGCGAUGUUCGCUCCUUGCAACUUAUUUGUAAAGGCAUAUGUUCAGUGCCCAAGGGCAGUGGCAAAUUAUUUUGUGGCAUUAUCCAUAGCUGUCCCUUCCUCGAGAAUAUUGCCAUCAGUACUGCGGUCUCGAUGGACUGUAAGGAGCUCAUGUUAGAGGCCCUAUCAAGCCGACAACUCAUCAAAGAGUUUGUUAUUCUUGAUAAUUUUGAUGAAGACAGUGAGUCGAUGUUCCAAUGGAACGUCGACGACGUCGUCUGUCGAUUAUUCUCUCAAUGGGACCACCUCGAGACUGUAGAGUUGAGUGGGCUCAGGGGUCCGUCGGGUCCGAUGAUUGGGACGAUUGAGAAGCGGAUACCCAUCCUGAAUUGCGCGGUCCGAACGAUGAUCCUUCAUAACCCUGAGUUGGACGAGCAAGAGCUUUCGAUACUUCUCCAGAUCUUUGGAGGGAGCUUGCGGACGCUCGAGUUGAACAGUCCAGGCCACAAGAUAAACCGAGCGGGCUUGUGUCGGAUCCUGAAUGAAUGCACCAAUCCGAAGCUGGAAUGUUUGACGCUCGACUGGUCUCACUACGAACCGCCGGUCUCUCCUGUCCCGGGUGCUACCAAUUCUGACGACCCAAUGACCAUCAGAUGCCUGCUCGAUAUCCUUUUCAAGUCUCCCUCCGCCCUUCGAAAUCUCAAGUCUCUGUCCUUCACCGGUACCGUCGCUACUCACACGUUAUUCGAACGCUUGCCUGAUUCAAUCGUCAAACUUGCUUGGGAAAACUGCGAUAUUUCUCCGACCGCGCUCGUUAACAUACUCUCAAGUACAAGAGAUCACAACAAAUUCUUACCGAAUCUUAAGUGCUGUUCAGUCCGAAGUGGUUACGAAUGGGACGUAGACGAGGAAAGAGCGGUGGAAAGAGCGUUAGAAGCACGAGGGGCAUGUUUCCACUUGGACUCAUGA
Molecule: messenger RNA, 1485 nt
Organism: Puccinia graminis f. sp. tritici CRL 75-36-700-3
Lineage: Eukaryota; Fungi; Basidiomycota; Pucciniomycetes; Pucciniales; Pucciniaceae
Exons: 4
Coding region: 1-1485 (494 amino acids)
Biological process (GO): regulation of transcription by RNA polymerase II
Molecular function (GO): DNA-binding transcription factor activity, RNA polymerase II-specific; RNA polymerase II cis-regulatory region sequence-specific DNA binding
Source: RefSeq, a predicted model, not a curated record